Molecule: messenger RNA, 1188 nt
Organism: Babesia ovata
Lineage: Eukaryota; Apicomplexa; Aconoidasida; Piroplasmida; Babesiidae
Product: SNF2-related domain-containing protein, putative
Exons: 2
Coding region: 1-1188 (395 amino acids)
Source: RefSeq, a predicted model, not a curated record
AUGCAGUACCGCGCUGAAGCGUAUCCGUUCAAGACGGUGGCUCCGCCACCAAUGGCUGCAGGGCGUGCCACCAUGCCCCCAAGGAAUGGGACGGGAACCGUGUUCCGCAGGCAAAACACAAUGUCACGCAGCAUGGAGCUGCCGCAAAAUACGUUGCGGUCGCCAUUCAAGCCCGACCCUGGAAGCAGGGCACCCAUGAUGAUGCCGAGAUGCUCGACUGCAAGCAUCUUUAAUGGCGCACCGACCGUUAAACCAAGUCCUAUAAUGCCUCCGAGGACAUUAAAACCUCAGACAAAGUUGAUGGCUGGGAACGGAAUGAGGACGACGGUGUUGCCUCAGCCACGCCUGCGUAGCAGCUCAUUAACAAGAAGUACGAUUAUCCCUGACAGAUCGCCUGCAGCAAUGCCACGUCAAGGAACUGGGAUGUCACGUAAAAAUUUUACACCAAGCUCAUACGUGACUGAAGUAUUUCCCACGUACAAUGCGGCACAAAGAUCAUACCCUCCCUCUAGAGCCCCGACAACACCGGCGCAGUAUCGCUCAAGAGCCAAUUCAUCGACUGUUAUCCAUCAAGGACAACGUGCCCCGCAUGGCAAUGGGGUUCACAUUGCGUUCAAGGGCAGAAACCAAAUGAAGGCUUCUUCAGCUCAGCGGAGCCAGUCAGUAUUUAAGGAAGUGGUAGAAAAGAUUAAGGAACACACCGCCGCGCUUCCAACCAUCGACGCGAAGGAUGCUGCGCAGUUAGUAGGGGGGUUCGUCUCCGGCACGCUCAGCGUGCUUGCCCACAUCGUCGGCGAUAUUCGCGGCGACAUCAUCAACGGCCUGUUUAAGCCGGAGGACCCCACAUAUGACGCUGCAAAGGCGUACUAUUACGCUGGAAACAACCACCCUACCAUUCCAACCGGGAUGACCCAGCGCAUUGACUACAUUGAGGAAAUCGACAAGUGCACCCAGAUGAGGGCAGGCAACAUGCGUGGUGGAAGACGGAAUUCAAACGCACAGAGGCCUGUGCAGCCUAUGCAUUCUUACCAUGAGCAAAGGCCAGAGCCCGUGCGUAUGCAUCACCCACGGCCCAGCACGUUCGGACAUGAUCCCCACAUGUUCUCGGGAAUGUCAGAGCGAUCGCUAGAGGAAUUUUUGCUCAACGACUCAUACUUGGACUCUGCGCCACCAUCGAUGCCUAGAUGA